AUGAAUGGCAUAAUCUAUCCAGAAAUGUUUUCUCCAAAAUGCUUCCUAGAAGCAAUGGAAUACAAACCAAAACCUGGAGAUGUGUUCAUUGAUACUUAUUCUAAAUGCGGUACCACAUGGAUGAAGAAUGUGGUUCUGCAUAUCUUUCGAAAAGGCAAAGUGUUGGAUCAUCCAUUAGAUUUCUUACAAUGUGUGCCUUUUAUCGACAGGCUUGGACAGGAAGCCGUUGAUAAGAUGCCAAGACCAGGAGCUUUUAAAACGCAUUUGCCUUAUUCCCAUCUGCCUUAUUCACCAGAUGCCAAGCACAUUUUUGUGGCUCGAAAUCCUAAAGAUUGUUGUGUUUCUUUUUGUCACCAUGCCAGGAAUGAGCCAGCUUUUGCAUACGAAGAUGAAGAGUUUGACAACUUCUUCGAACUUUUCAUGGCUGGUGAAUUGGAAUACAGUGAUUAUUUCGACCAUUUGCUGGGUUGGUAUCCACACCGAAAUGAUCCGAAUGUAUUCUAG
Messenger RNA from Argiope bruennichi, 504 nucleotides. Its product is annotated as sulfotransferase ssu-1-like. NCBI's taxonomy places the organism in Eukaryota, Metazoa, Arthropoda, Arachnida, Araneae, Araneidae. The record is from RefSeq and is a predicted model, not a curated record. Gene Ontology annotation, molecular function: sulfotransferase activity. Gene Ontology annotation, cellular component: cytoplasm. The coding region runs from base 1 to 504 and encodes 167 amino acids. Gene Ontology annotation, biological process: sulfation. The transcript has a single exon.